AUGACAAACUACCUUAUUGAUACAGAUAGCCUGUUUGCUGUCACAGCAGCGGCUACUAAAGCCACAGCUCGCGCCUCCUUUGGCUUUGCAUUCCAUCAGUCCGAAAUAGCCCCCCUUUCACACAAUAAUCUCGGCACACAGUGGACCUGGUUCAUUCCGGCUUUCUUGUCUUUGGCAUUUACGCCUCUGCCCUUCAUCUUCCUCCGAGUUGGCUCGAAACUGCGCGCUCAAUCCAAGUUUGCUAAUGAGGCCAAGAUACGACUAGCAAAGCUGCAGGAAGUACGCCAGAAUGUGGAGAAAUGGGUUGAUAAUAAACAAACCGCUGAUAAUACAAUAUCCUCUGACACAAAGACUGUCGAGACUCAAAAGUUCGUCAGUGCCAUCUUCACAAAUCAGAAGGUAACGCUGUUGACAAUGCAGUGUCUGGCUCCAACUGAACCCACUCCGUCCGGCUCGUCGUCAAAACACGGGAUCUUCCUGCUGGGGAAGGCUUUCAAGCUUAGUUCUGUAUUUGACUCGCCUCGCCUCAUUCAGCCAAUGUUCAUGGUGUAUAGUUACAAUGUACGGUAUUCAGCUAAUUGUAAUGUUCUGACGCGGAUGGAAGGUCGUUUUGUUGAUGAUGUCGGGGACAGAUAA
Messenger RNA from Penicillium odoratum, 636 nucleotides. RefSeq names its product Major facilitator superfamily domain general substrate transporter. The transcript is spliced from 2 exons. Bases 1 to 636 code for a protein of 211 amino acids. NCBI's taxonomy places the organism in Eukaryota, Fungi, Ascomycota, Eurotiomycetes, Eurotiales, Aspergillaceae. The record is from RefSeq and is a predicted model, not a curated record.